AUGGUCCACACUCUGUCACAUUCAGUCCUUCAUCACCUGGAACUGUGAUAGAAGGAGGGAAUCUGACUGUGAGGUGUUCUGCUGAUUGUAAUCCACCAUGUGGCUACUCCUGGACACUGGGAACUCAGCAACUCUCAUCAAGCUCUCUGCUGACACUGGCAGACAUCAACAGGAAUCAAAAAGGAGAGUAUACGUGCACAGUCAACAACACUUUUAUACCAAAGUCGAGAAGUGGACGGUUCAGUCUGACAGUUUUCUAUUCCCCAAGAAUACAAAUAAAGAUGUUGAUUCCAAACCCUCAUAAGGAAGGUGAUGACCUGGAUUUGACCUGCACAGCAGACAGCAAUCCCCGAUCACCACAGAAAUUCAAGUGGAUCUAUGGAAGAUAUGUGAUGAAUGAACAAAGUCUAUUGUCACAUUACAAAAGUUCCAAUAAUAGAGAUCAAAUUUACAGCGGAUUUUUACAAAAACAGUCUUUAAACCACACCACACCAGUUGUUGGUAAACACCUCCCGAUUCCAACCUCAGUCAAACCUCAGAAAUUCAAUCGCAGGAGUCCAACCUCGGGAAUCCAACCUUGGGAAUCCAUCCUUGGGAAUCCAUCCUUGGGAAUCCAACCUCAAGAAUCCAACCUUGGGAAUCCAACCGCAGGAGUCCAACCUCGAGAAUCUAACCUUGGGAAUCCAACCUCGAUAAUCUAA
Messenger RNA from Gigantopelta aegis, 701 nucleotides. Its product is annotated as carcinoembryonic antigen-related cell adhesion molecule 5-like. The annotation marks the transcript as partial. Lineage: Eukaryota; Metazoa; Mollusca; Gastropoda; Neomphalida; Peltospiridae. The record is from RefSeq and is a predicted model, not a curated record. The transcript is spliced from 3 exons.